Messenger RNA from Leptosia nina, 780 nucleotides. Lineage: Eukaryota; Metazoa; Arthropoda; Insecta; Lepidoptera; Pieridae. The record is from the annotation of a GenBank genome assembly.
AUGGGGACAAUAAAACAAAGAGGAACGCUCGUAGCCCGAAGCGGUGAGACGCACCCCCGUGUCGUGCGAAUUCGGACCAAUCAGACAACGGUAUGGGCAGUCACGCUCCGCCCACCGCCGCCCCUGUUUCUACCCUGGCUAAGCCUCGAGGACGAAAGGGACGCAGCAUCCCCUCGCACCGUCCACAUCGAUCAUGACCACCGUUUCGCUCUAUCCCGAGGGCGUCUCCUCAGUGAACGUCGGGGCCGAGCCGACGGCGACGGCACGGAGCACGACGUCCGAAGCGCGGGAGAGCGCUGCACGAUCAGCCAGCGGGCCGGCCACAGCACGGUGGAGUUCAAGAGCGCGGCGUGCGCGGGGGCCUCCGAGACCCCCGCGCCGCCUCUCACCGCACUGCCGGACCCCCAGCAGUUCAACAUUUUCCCGGCCUUCUUCAGCCGCCAGCUCAACUUCAAUAACCCGGGCAGCCAAGGUGCGAAGAUCAUGGAGGAGCUGCGACCGAAUUUAGUGGGGGGUCUUCUGGGUGUCCCAGGUUUGCUGGACGAGCAUCAGCACGAUGCUAAGUUCCUGCCUUCUGGAGCCGAGAGCAAAUACACGCCGGAUAAAGGGAGGAAGUGCAGCAACGCUUCUAGUUCAUCGGCUGAAGAGUUUGGCGGAUUGUAUGGUGGGGAGCAUGCUGCUACACCGCCAGCGCCACCUAUCAGCCGGUCUCUGCAGGACCACACAGGUACUGUCUAUACAAGUAAGGUUAUAAUUCACCUUAUGUUAUAUUCAACUUAA